This is a messenger RNA of Funneliformis geosporum, 442 nucleotides long. Lineage: Eukaryota; Fungi; Glomeromycota; Glomeromycetes; Glomerales; Glomeraceae. The record is from the annotation of a GenBank genome assembly.
AUGGAAGUUACUUCUGACUUACCGUCCGAUACUGAAACAAUUAACAAUUCAGUAGAUUCAAAAUUAUUACGUGACAAAAAAACUGUUACCAAUGGUAACGAUCAAGAUUUGGAAUUAUCUCUCGGCACAAGUGAUGAUAUCUCUGCAUCGACAGCUAUUGAGGGGGUGGACACUAAAAUGUCCCAGGAUAACUUAUCAUGCGACACAAAAAUGAUCACUUGUACUGAUAGCGAGAAUGCCUUAUUAGAUGAAACAUCUGAGCCAAUUGCUACACAACCACUUGAUAGAAAUCAAGUUACUGAACAAAUUUUAAAGCGUGAUCUUUCUAGACCUAUUUCUUCAGUAGCAUCAGUUGAACUACAUGAUAAGUCCAUCUUAAACAAUGCGAAUGAGAGCUCUACGCAGAGAUUAGCUUAUUGGAUUGAUGAGGCUAUAAGAGUGG